Spodoptera frugiperda (fall armyworm) is the source of this 5183-nucleotide messenger RNA. RefSeq names its product vesicle-fusing ATPase 1. Gene Ontology annotation, molecular function: ATP binding; ATP hydrolysis activity. Bases 192 to 2432 code for a protein of 746 amino acids. Gene Ontology annotation, cellular component: Golgi stack. NCBI's taxonomy places the organism in Eukaryota, Metazoa, Arthropoda, Insecta, Lepidoptera, Noctuidae. The record is from RefSeq and is a predicted model, not a curated record. Gene Ontology annotation, biological process: SNARE complex disassembly; Golgi to plasma membrane protein transport; intra-Golgi vesicle-mediated transport. The transcript is spliced from 15 exons.
GUAGAUUUUGCCUAGUAUUGAUCGCUCAACCAAUGGAUUCUCAAGCAAAAUAAAUUCAAUGCAGUCAUUCGUUGUUUAGCGGUGACGAUUCAACGCAGGCUGAUGUCAAAUCAGUCGACGUGAAUCAUUUGUCAAAAUCGAAGAAUAAACUCAAAAUAGCACCUUAAAAAAAUAAAGGAAUUAUAGUAAAUAUGUCUGCAAUGCGGAUGAAGGCAGCAAAAUGUCCCUCAGACGAGCUUGCCAUUACAAACUGUGCUCUUAUCAACCCUGAUGACUUCAAUAGCGAUGUCAAGCAUAUUGAAGUCUCUACUGGACCAUCACAGCACUUUGUGUUCAGUAUUAGGUUCUACAGUGGUGUAGACCGUGGCACUGUUGGAUUCUCUGCACCACAGAGAAAAUGGGCCACUCUCUCCAUUGGUCAGCCAAUCGAUGUAAAGCCUUUCAAGGCUCAAAAUGCAGAAUGUUUGUGCAGUAUGACCUUAGAGGCAGACUUCAUGCUGAAGAAAACAACAUCCAUGGAACCUUACGAUUCGGAGCAAAUGGCUCGUGACUUCUUGAUCCAGUUCUCCAAUCAGAUCUUUACAGUUGGUCAGCAGCUGGCCUUCUCAUUCCAAGAGAAGAAGGUCCUGUCCCUAAUUGUGAAGAAUUUGGAAGCCGUUGACGUCCAAGCGUUGGCCGCGGGUGCUAACGCUGUGCCGCGCCGCGUAAGGAUGGGCCGACUCCUGCCUGAUGGCGCCAUUCAAUUCGACAAAGCUGAAAAUUCUUCCCUCAACUUAGUCGGAAAGGCUAAAGGGAAACAACCACGCCAAUCCAUUAUCAACCCUGACUGGGACUUCGGCAAGAUGGGCAUCGGUGGUCUGGAUAGGGAGUUCAAUGCUAUCUUCCGACGAGCCUUCGCGUCUCGAGUGUUUCCUCCAGAAGUCGUCGAGCAAUUAGGCUGCAAGCACGUCAAGGGUAUCCUGCUAUAUGGUCCACCCGGUACCGGUAAGACCCUCAUGGCCCGUCAAAUUGGUAAAAUGUUGAACGCACGCGAACCCAAGAUUGUGAACGGUCCGCAAAUCUUGGACAAAUAUGUUGGUGAGAGUGAAGCCAACAUUCGUAGAUUGUUCGCUGAUGCCGAAGAAGAAGAGAAGAGGUGUGGACCAAACAGUGGUCUCCACAUUAUCAUCUUUGACGAAAUCGACGCUAUUUGCAAAGCCAGAGGAUCUGUCGGAGGCAAUACCGGUGUCCACGAUACUGUCGUCAAUCAGCUGCUCUCCAAGAUUGAUGGUGUCGACCAACUAAACAACAUAUUGGUGAUCGGAAUGACGAAUCGUCGUGACAUGAUUGACGAGGCGUUGAUGCGACCCGGUCGUCUUGAGGUUCAGAUGGAGAUCGGUCUACCUGACGAGAACGGUCGCGUACAGAUUCUGAACAUCCACACAAAACGUAUGAAGGAAUACAAGAAGAUUGCUGACGAUGUUGAUAGCAAGGAACUCGCAGCCCUAACAAAGAACUUCUCGGGCGCUGAAUUAGAAGGUUUAGUCCGCGCCGCUCAGUCCACCGCAAUGAACCGUUUGAUCAAAGCGUCUAGCAAAGUGGAGGUCGACCCAGAAGCUAUGGAGAAACUCAUGGUAGAACGUGGUGACUUCUUACAUGCGCUUGAGAACGAUAUCAAACCUGCCUUCGGUACGGCAGCCGAAGCUUUGGAACAUUUCCUGAGCCGUGGCAUUAUCAACUGGGGCUCUCCUGUGUCUUCCUUGCUUGAAGAUGGACAGCUUUACAUUCAACAAGCCAGGGCUACUGAAGCUAGCGGUCUAGUAUCGGUACUGUUGGAAGGCCCACCAAACAGUGGUAAGACCGCGUUAGCCGCUGAACUUGCCAAGCUGUCAGACUUCCCAUUCGUGAAGGUCUGCUCGCCAGAAGACAUGGUCGGAUUCACGGAGUCUUCCAAGUGUCUUCAGAUCAGAAAGUACUUCGACGACGCCUACCGUUCAAGCCUGUCCUGUAUCCUAGUGGACAAUAUCGAACGUCUGCUGGACUACGGUCCCAUUGGUCCUCGCUACUCCAACUUGACGCUGCAGGCGUUGCUCGUGUUGUUGAAGAAACAGCCGCCUAAGGGACGAAAACUGCUCAUCCUUUGCACCAGCAGUCGAAGACAAGUAUUGGAAGACAUGGAGAUGCUGUCUGCAUUCACAGGCGUGCUCCACGUUCCUAACCUAUCUCAACCGGAACAUGUGAUGUCAGUACUCGAGGAGAGUGAUGCUUUCUCCAAGAAGGAUCUGCUCAAGAUCCAACAGGAUAUCCGUGGAGCUAGAAUCUUCAUUGGCAUCAAGAAGCUGCUAGCGCUAAUCGACAUGGUGAAGCAAACAGAUGAGGAGUACAGAGUGUUCAAGUUCCUCACGAAGAUGCAGGAGGAGGGCGGACUGGACCUAGGCACCAAUGUACAAUAAGAAUCAUUGCAACCUUAGGGACAACACGCGCAUACCACACUAUCGCCCUCACCCGACCACACUAAUGCACAUAUCUGUACAUCUAAAACACCUAAUAUCAAAGUCACGGAAAGCUCACCUUGCGUUUCCGAUCUUAGAAGCUACGAAAUCGAUUACGACGAAAUCAGCGAAUGCACCGAGUCGUUACUCGAUACUAGUCAUCAUAAGAAAGGUAUGACCGCCAGAGGCAACGAAAUAUCGCCGUCAAAAAUGCCUCUAAUGAGGAUUAGGAGUGUUGAAAUUGUUUUCGAAGAUGAAAUGUCCACUUGUACAGACACCGGUAUUUUAGAUAGGAGCAUCGAGUUGAUAGUGUCUGAUAGCAGUGACGAUUCCACCAAGUGCGUGGAUGAUUUAGAAGGUCUGAACAUUGAGAAGGAUACAAACUACGACUCUGUGACCCUAAACGCUGACGGAGAUCUAUCAGAUGACAAUUCUGUUUCAUUAACCAAAGACAUCGUCGAAGAUGUUCCCAAAGUUGAUAUUCCCCUAAUAAGUUUCCAAGACGUGGAUGAACCUUCUCAUAUACAAACUGAUAGUGCCACAUUACCAAUCGACGAAACCUUGUCGCCAAACGUGUCCGAAAUUGGUGAUUCAGGUCGUUACACCGAAGAAGCUUCCUCAUCUCAUUUUGAGACGAUUCCCAUCGAAGACGCUAUACUUUCGAGCUCUAUUGACGCGAUCACUAUUGUAAAGUCACCGACGUUGAUGAGCUCGUACGAAAUAUCUGAUGUGUGUAGCAUCGCAGCCGAGACGUCGAGACUGUACGAAUAUAUCGAUAGUAACAGCGACAGUUCCGACGACUCGGACAAUACAGCGACGUGCGAUAUGGACCAUGCUAUUCAACAUCUCACCAGCUUCAGUAGUAACUUAUCCUCAGAUGAUAACACCGUGGGCGACAGUUACGACCUACAGUACGAUUCUUUCAUAGACAUGGGCAAAUUUUAAUACUACCUAUAUUCCAAACAUGUUUAAAACUUUUUAAUUAUCUAAAUGUGCUUAUCUAUCGAUGUUUCUAUAACGCUCUAAGGAUUUUAACAUGUUACACGUGUAAUGCUGUUUGACGUUGCGUCUUAGUUAAAAUGGUUAUUAUUUAUGAGUUGUUUGCAACAAACACAUUCCAAGUGAAUUAUCGAAGGAUUUGAUUAAAGUAAGUCCUGUUUUAGUACGCCAGCGCAGCGUGGUGAAGUUUUAGUGUGAGCUAUUCUGACACCUUAUAUACCUUCUUAACACAGCUUGUGCACAGAGGGGCUCGGUGGUAUGCGGCUCUCGUAACCAUGUCAUGUCUCGUUGUACACUUGUUAUAGUUUAAUUACUCAGUAGUGUUUUUGUAAAUAUUACGUAUGUCUCCAUAGCGCGUGCAAUCUAGUAUGUAUUCAGUCUUAGAUGAACAAUGACAUGGUUACAGAUAUCCCUGGGUUGUAAGUCUAGGCAAUAGCUCAAUUAUCUACAAUGUAUUAUAUUAUUUUUAUAGAGUUUUUAUUUAUUUUCAAUUUGUUAUUGAAAUGUGAUGCAGCUUGACGCUGUCUAUUGUGUUAAUACUUAAAUAGGGAUAUUUUGAUCAAUGUGUAAUAUCGAUAGCUGUAAGGGAAUGAUAUUGAUAAUGUCAAUAAAUAUGUAGUAUUAUGAAAUAUUUGAGGAAUAUUGUUGUUAUAAUUCAGUAGCCCUCGAAGCUUUGACUUGGAGCAUUAGUACAAUUAAAGUAUAAGUACUUAUCUGCACAUGUAGUAAAUUUUAUGGUCAAUUAUGAACACUACUAAAGAGUAUUCAAGCUAAUUGGAUUGUUAACAAGAUUCUUAUCAGACAUGUCGAGAGUGCACCUCUACAUAACUGUUAUGUAGGUGGUAAAUAUUUAAAUAUACAAGUUAUAUUAUAGUGCGUGCGUAACUGCGUAAUAUUAUAAUAACGAAUGUUGCGAUCAUUGUCGAUUUUAAAAAGUAUCUCUAUAUUUAACGAGCCAUAGCUAUAAUAUUGUUGCAAUACAUUUGUAGUAAUUUAUUGUUACAUUCUACUGGUUAGAUGCAUUGUUAUUGUCUUUUGAAGUAAGAUAAAACAUUCCACUCAUGCAUUCAAAACUGGGUCGGUGUAGUACUGUGUUUUAGAAAGUAUGUAUACAUAAUCUCAAUUAUAUUAUUGAUAAAUUGUGUGAAAAAAUAUUAAAUUCUUGAUAAAGCUUUUAGGUCAUGAACUAGUGUUAUGGCUUCUAAAUAAUAUUAUACUAACCGCCAUUAUAUAUUUUCUUCUUUGUAAAAAAUAUAAUUGAAUUAUGUGGAAUUGUGAACAACGAUACAUGGGGCAUAGCUCCUGAGUAAAUGUUCUGACAAAUAAUUUAAUGUAUGCAUUGUUGCUCAUAGUAAUAAUACUGUCUAGGUGUUUGUUUUGCCUUUGAAGUCGUCUGUGAGUAUUGUCUUCAAGGACUUGUGUAUGAUGCAAUAAACUUAUACUUUCUUAUAAGAUGAAAUGUAUAUGUGUCAUAUAAGUUUGAAUAUAAUAGUUAAAGGUUGCUUGUUUUUAAAACUGUUUAUCAUUAUUUUUAAAUAUGUAUAACAUUAUUGUAAAAUAUCUUCCAAACAUGUUUAUUUCUUUAUGAAACAUAGUUUCUGUUUGAAUUUGUUAUUCAUUAGGAUUGCACUUAUGGAACAUUGUUAUCAGUGGCUAUGUCACAUUAUCUUGUAAGCUUUAUUGUUGGUAAAAUAAAGUAAUUGACAAACUAAA